UCUCCGACUCGAUCAUAAUGGUUUCGCUUGAAGAGUGUUGAGCGUCGAGCUGGGAAUCUCAACACGGGAUCAGUUGAAUUGUUCCGUUCGGCAAGAUCGCCGUCCGAAAAGCGUGCGUCCGUCCGUGCGUGCGUGCACCCAGACCGCGAAGUUGUGAAAAAUCAAUAAAAUUCCAAAAUGUGACCACCAUCUGCUGGGAUGGAUGGUUGCGGUUGUCAGUGUGGCUUUUAGAAGAACAUGGUCCGUGGUGUGAAUCAAGUGCUGAGGCUACUCCUCCUCUAUUUAUAAACACACACAACACACGGCAAGGCGGCGACGACGACGACGACGACGGUACGACGGGGCAUACACGCCCGCUGUUCUUUCUAUUUAAAAGAACAAACAAUACACACGCGGCCAGUGGCAUUAAAUCGGAGGAAAAAUACGGCCAUUCGGGCGUUCACGGAAAGGCCAUCCCAGUGCAGUUUCGGGAUCGGCUUUGCGAACAAGUGAAAGUGCUAUGAACCCGAGCAAUCAACGUCAUCCGGAAAUGAUGGCACCUUCUUAGUCAGAGUGAUUGCGAGUGCGGUUUUCGACGAGAGCGUUCUUCAUUCACUAUUAUUAUUAUUAUUAUUAUAAAGUCACUGCCAAGUGUGAACGUGUGUAGAUUUAAGUUUUACCAUAGAUCCCCUUAUGUUACGCGACGUGACACGGUUGACCUAUUUAUGGCAGCGAAGGAACCUUGAAGAAACCGUGUGCAUCUCAUCUUCUCGCAUUAUAGUGGCAUAGUGUGGAAUCGUGACGACGUUGACCCAUUCUGUGAAGCUCUCAACUCAUUCUCUCUCGCUAUGGUGAUGAAAAUAUUCACAAAGUGUUUCGUUGUCGGAAAAACAUUGUGACAUGAAUGCCGUUGUCGCUGUUGUUGUUAUUAUUGGUGUGAUUUGCGGUUCCACGAAGAAUGACACUGACGGAUGCCAACCGUGGAAGCCUUUUGUGAGGAAGAAAUAGUUUGGUGAUAGUGAUUGACGAUUUGAAAGUCUCGAAAUAUGGCAAGCAGUUUGGGCGUCGGAGUGCCACCGGAGAUUACGGCCGAGUGGACAGUGCAUGCGCAGCUGACCCUUUCGCACCAGGGAAGCAGUGCUAGCUGUGAUAAACUUAAAUCCGAAGGCGGUUCGGCCGAGUCCAAUCCAGCAGCGUCCAAUACCAAUAGCAAUGACGGUGGUGGUGGUGCAGGUGCAGGUGAGUCACCGGCACCAUCCAGCCAAAGGCCACCGGUGAAGGUGAUCUAUAAAUUUAGUACUCCCCGUGGAUCGGAUGGAGCCACUGUCAGCGGUAAUUAUUUUCCCGUUGACGGUGGGGGUGUGACAUUGAAGCAAGAUGGUGCUGCUAUUUUUACCGCCACUGACCAACCGAAAACGUCGUCGGCGUCUGUGGAUCAGUCCAAACAGUCCACCAACGAGGACGGUUCGAAACCCGUUCCCGCGGAACAGAAUCUUCCGAAACCGUCCGAUCCUGUGCCCAACUUUUUGGCAUCCCCCCAAACACUGACGACGGCCAUGACGUCGCAACUAUUCCCCCAGUGCACCAGUACCUGUAGUAUAGUGUUAACGGCAGACCUCCUCCCAGCGGCCGGUAGAGGCGAGCCCUUCAUCAGCGUCAACAAGUGUGCCUCCACCAGCAAUGUGUUCAACACGGCCGAUAAGUUCACCUGCUUCCCGGAUAAGGCCUCCAAUGGAUCGAAAAUCUACGAAGCCAGAGACGUGAGCUGCCAGACGAGCGAUAUCGAGCUGACCAAAGACAAGACGGUUCAAACCAGUCGAGAUGACCUGCGGAGUCUACCGCGAAGGGCUGCCGAAGCUCUGAUGUCACCGGUUACGGCUCGCCGAGAAGAAAAAUAUGGCUCUUUAACUCGUAUAUCCCCGAUUUCACCGGCGGACAUCCUCUCGCCUAGCAAUACACUCCAAUCGCAGCGUUCGUCGGUCAAGGACAGCAAGAAGAAACCCCGAACGGUGCACAUUGAUGUCUACUGUACGGGAUCGGAUGCCGAAUCGUCCUCGUCGGCCGAUUCGUCGUCCCGGUCCGCUUCGCUAUCAUCUGCUUCGGGCAGUCGCUUCGACACCAGCCAUCUCAUGGACAUCAAGUCCAACUCGAAUGUGACCCAUCCGACAGUCUUCGAAUCGGAAGAAAUGAAACUGAGGCAUAAGCGAGCUGGGAAACAUGAUGUUCCUCGGCGGUUAGUUCAGCAAACUGUCGUCGAUCAGAGCACGCUGUCGACGGUGGGUGGUAGUGUGAAGAGAUCCGGAUCGCAUAACAGAAGAAGCGUCAAACGGAGCAGUACGAAGGAUGAGAUCAACGAAUCGAAGCAGAUGCUGUUCAAUAAGAUCCUCGGUGAACCGAAGGAAGCUGAAACCUUUGCCAAUCUGGAGUACUUGGAGCGUGAUCCGAGCGAUGACAAUAUCAGUUCAAAUUAUCCAUUUUCCAAUCGAUCCACCAAGAGAGACGUCACGGGAAGUAGCCUAUCGAGUGCCCUAGCUUCGGCAGGCUUCGAUGAUAUCGGUGACCUGGAUGAAUCGGCAAGUGGUAUAGUGAAUCUGAACCGAAGCGGAACUGUCAUGACGCACUCGGACAGCUUCGAGUAUGCCAACAGUGAAGAUCGCUACCGAAUCCAUCAGAUGGAGCGGGUGUGGGGAGACCAGACAUGGAAGUCUCCAUCCGUGGAACGAAAACUGUUGGAGAUUCACAAUCCCAAGUUUCUCCGCCGUAGUGAAUCGGAAAACAAUCUAUCAGAAUCGGAUCACAGCUUCGUGUACGAUAGUCCAUCGCGUCCGAACGAGUCGAUUCAUAGCGAUUCUAGCCCUUCAACGGUGAAGAGCAACUCGAACCGAGCUCCGUCGAACGUAAACGCAUCAAAGCGGAUUCUUCAGCACGCCCUGCUCAAUGCCAACGGUUCAUCGACGUUCCCUCCGAGGACGCUGUCCCCGGUAGAAGGCUACACCAGUGAGUAUCUCGCCCUGGCCAGACGGUUCGGUAGCUUGAUCACUGGGAAGCGAAAACCUGGUGUGCACAUGGGACCAGUGAGGAAUCCGGAAUGCCAGUGCGAACACUGCCGCCGCUGGAUGCUGCAGCGGGACGAUAACGUACGGGAGCGGGCCAUGUCCGUCGACGAUGCGCCCUCCAGCAUUGUCGAUAUGAGACGGAAGCUCCAUCUGCGGAAUUACGCCGUACUGCAGUGAAGUGGACCGAAGUCUACAUUGUACAUAUUGCUUUUAGGAUUGCAUUUGUCUUUUUCUUUCGAUUUCUACUCUUCAUUUCCUUGCAGUUAUGUGGCAUUCACUGUAUUUAGAAGUAGGAAGUAUUUAUGGUAAUCUCUAGGGAAUCUUUGUACAGAUCGAAUAUAGAGCUAGGUAUU
This is a messenger RNA of Ochlerotatus camptorhynchus, 3388 nucleotides long. RefSeq lists its product as uncharacterized. The coding region runs from base 1026 to 3212 and encodes 728 amino acids. Lineage: Eukaryota; Metazoa; Arthropoda; Insecta; Diptera; Culicidae. The record is from RefSeq and is a predicted model, not a curated record. The transcript is spliced from 6 exons.